UUCUGCUUGGCUUCAAAGUCGUUAUUAUAAAUAAACAAAUAAAGUCGUAUGUGGAUAGCUUUUUAAAUUCACGAAUAUUUUCAUUUAUUGAAAGUAAAGACGUGUAUAGUGCAUUUAUUCUCGUUAGGAUCAAUAAUGGGUAUGUCACGGUGUUACUCCCUCAUGAAGUAUCUUUUAAUAGUGUUCAACAUAAUAUUUAUGUUUGUGGGCUUGGGUUGUGUAACUUUUGCUUCUUGGGCUCUGUGGGAAGGAAGUGCUGCAGAGACUGCUUCAGGACGUGCAGCAUUGGGCGCCGUAUUGGCGUGGGGCCUUGCUCUACUAGUUGGAGCUGCUUUGGCUUUGGGUGGAGCGGUGAGAAGUUCUUGCGCGUUAUUGGGUGCGGCUUGUGCAUUGCUAGCGCUGGCCGCCGCAGCUGAGGCCGCAGCCGCGUGUUGGGGCGCCGCUCACUUGCCACGCCUGCACCGUGCUCUGCGUGACACCCUGUCCCUUACAGUACGACAACAUUAUGGACUCCUACCCUCUCGCACUCAGAUCAUUGAUGCCAUACAAGAGGGGUUGGAGUGUUGCGGGGCAGACAGUGCACGUGACUGGCAGGAGUCAUGGUGGUCGCAGCGGCAAGUGCCGUCCUCGCCUGUAUUAGAUCUCUCCGUGUCCGCGCCGGCACUACACUACUCUGUGCCGGCCUCCUGCUGCAAGAGUCGCGAGGUGGCGGCGUGCGAGGCGGCGCGCGUGCUGGCAGGCGCGAGCGGGGCGGGGCGCGGGGUGCACGGCGCGGGGUGCGCGGGGCGCGUUCUGUGGGCGCUGCAGCACGCCGCGCGGCUGCCGCUCUCGCUGGGCGCGCUGAUGCUGGCGCUCCACGCCCUCACGUUGUUGCUGACGCUGGCGCUCGCCCUCCGGCCCGCUCCUCCCAACGCGUACAAAGCGUGAUCGCGUCACAUCGAUACAUUAAAAACAGUACUCAUCUCUGUAAAUAACCACUAUAUUAUUGGUCGAUGCAUUGAACGCUAAGUCCCGACGUUCUCAACUCUAUGAACCAAGACUGUUUUAUUUAUUAUCCUUAGUAUUUCCAGUGCAAAGUAAUAUUUACUGACUACUGACCGUUAUACAAAUGCUUUUCAAAAUUAUCUAAAUUGAAUUUCUAGAAAUGAAACGGCAAAAACACGCAAUAUUAAUUAUUAAACUGAAUUGAAAUUAUUUUGGA
Messenger RNA from Bombyx mandarina (wild silkworm), 1201 nucleotides. Its product is annotated as CD151 antigen. The record is from RefSeq and is a predicted model, not a curated record. Lineage: Eukaryota; Metazoa; Arthropoda; Insecta; Lepidoptera; Bombycidae. Gene Ontology annotation, cellular component: plasma membrane.